UUUUCAGGCGGCGGUUGUAAACACGGAAGUGUUGGUCUCAGGAAGCAUUCUGGCUUUCUCUGCCCGUGGAGAAGGUCGCUUUAAAGGCGCAGAGUAUCGGGAUUUACCGCCGUAAUGAUGAACAGGAUGGCCGGCUGUCUGAAGGUGACUGCAGCCGUGAUGGUGUUUUUAGCUGCGGUGGUAUUUCAGGCAAACUGCGAGUCCUUUGGAAUGAAGAGAGUCAGAAACGCAAAGGUUUUGGGUUUCGGCUGGAAAAACUGCGGACAGCCCGACGCUCCGGCUGUGCUAAAGACCCUGACUGUGUCUCCAGAUCCCAUCAACAUUCCGGGAUCACUGACGGCCGCUGCGUCCGGAUCCACGUUGGUCAAGCUCGCCUCCCCUCUGUCUUUGAAUGUGACCCUGGAGAAGGAGGUGGCGGGUUUCUGGGUGAAGGUCCCCUGCCUCGAGGAUCUUGGCAGUUGUCACUAUAAUGACGCUUGCGAGAUUCUGAACCAGCUGAUCCCACCGGGACAGGACUGUCCCGAACCGCUGCACACCUACGGCCUACCCUGUCACUGCCCCUUCAAAGCGGGCUCUUACUCGCUGCCUCAGACUCAGUUCUACCUGCCCUACAUGGACCUGCCUUACUGGCUCACCAAUGGGAACUACAGGGUUCAGGGAGUCCUGGGUGGUGGAGGCAAAGAGCUGGGCUGCCUCAAGCUGUCUCUGUCCAUUCACUCCAGCUGAGGAGAUGAUUCACAGCAGCUUCAUAUUUCUGUUUAUCUGCACAGAAAAAUGACGUAAACUCCAGGCUUUAGAAAGUUGCGUCAACUUUUAAUUUUAUGUUUGAUUCGUGUUUCAGCAGCUGUCGUCUCUCCACAUCAGGGGAAAACAAACACAUAUAAGCAGAUUAGGUACUACUGAUGGUGUUUGAUUUAAACAGGAUCAAGGUUUUGCUAGAUUUUUUUUUUAAUUCUAUGCUUUUACUGUAUAUGUAAAAAGCUACAGUAACCAGAGAAGAACAUUGACAUUCUGCAUAUGAGCCUUUUAAUCUAUUUUUAAUGUUGUCUUUUGUUACAAGCUACUUUUUAUUUGAAGAUUGUCUUUAUUUUCUUUCAGUGGCACAAGUUUUCUUUAAGCUUAGAAAACUGUGAUUAUUUUUAGCAGUUAACAAAAACCAAGUUGUGCAGUUUAAUUCAUUCUGUGGAACAUUUGGCCAGUUUGCUAAAAUGUUAAGAUUUUUUUCUUUCUUCAUCAAGUUUUUAGAUUAAUGAAAAUAAUGAAAACUUAAGUGGGAUGAUGUGGACUAUUUGACUAAAUCUGUAAAAAUAGUAGUAUAACAAACUUAAACAUUGGUCAUACUGUUUCAUGCAAAAAUCCCAGUGUUUGAGGCAACAUUACAUUUCUUGUUUACUUUGCAUCAUCUCAGGAAAUCGAUGAGGUCAUGUUUUUCUUCAUCAAGACUCAAUUUAAAAAA
Poecilia latipinna (sailfin molly) is the source of this 1456-nucleotide messenger RNA. RefSeq names its product ganglioside GM2 activator (gene gm2a). Gene Ontology annotation, molecular function: lipid carrier activity; enzyme activator activity. The transcript has 4 exons. NCBI's taxonomy places the organism in Eukaryota, Metazoa, Chordata, Actinopteri, Cyprinodontiformes, Poeciliidae. Bases 115 to 726 code for a protein of 203 amino acids. Gene Ontology annotation, biological process: ganglioside catabolic process; lipid transport. Gene Ontology annotation, cellular component: cytoplasmic side of plasma membrane. The record is from RefSeq and is a predicted model, not a curated record.